This is a messenger RNA of Diceros bicornis minor, 3746 nucleotides long. It is a transcript of the gene CACNG5, whose product is annotated as calcium voltage-gated channel auxiliary subunit gamma 5. The record is from RefSeq and is a predicted model, not a curated record. Gene Ontology annotation, biological process: positive regulation of synaptic transmission, glutamatergic; postsynaptic neurotransmitter receptor diffusion trapping; neurotransmitter receptor internalization. Gene Ontology annotation, molecular function: channel regulator activity; voltage-gated calcium channel activity. NCBI's taxonomy places the organism in Eukaryota, Metazoa, Chordata, Mammalia, Perissodactyla, Rhinocerotidae. Gene Ontology annotation, cellular component: AMPA glutamate receptor complex; postsynaptic density membrane. The transcript is spliced from 7 exons. The coding region runs from base 203 to 1030 and encodes 275 amino acids.
UUGGAUCAGCAUCAAAAGAUUUCCACUUCACACUCUUGUUGGUCCAUGGAACUGGCUGGCUUAUCUCAGAUCGUGAACUCUGCAAGCAACAGUGCCUCUGAUUCCUCUGCCUCUUCUGCAGCAGUGAGCCCAGGACUCCACACAUAAGCCCACUGCCUGCUGGUGGGACGGCGCUGCUGGCCACCCACUGACGUCUAGGAAGAUGAGUACCUGCGGGAGGAAGGCCCUGACCCUGCUGAGCAGCGUCUUUGCCGUCUGCGGCCUGGGCCUCCUGGGUAUCGCUGUCAGCACCGACUACUGGCUGUACCUGGAGGAGGGCGUGGUCCUGCCCCAGAACCAGAGCACGGAGAUCAAGAUGUCCCUGCACUCGGGCCUGUGGCGUGUCUGCUUUCUCGCAGGUGAGGAGCGAGGACGCUGCUUCACCAUCGAAUACGUGAUGCCUAUGAACACCCAGCUGACGUCCGAGUCCACAGUCAACGUUCUAAAAAUGAUUCGCUCGGCCACCCCGUUCCCUCUGGUCAGCCUCUUCUUCAUGUUCAUUGGGUUUAUUCUGAGCAACAUCGGACACAUCCGUCCCCACAGGACGAUCCUGGCCUUUGUCUCUGGCAUCUUUUUCAUCCUCUCAGGCCUCUCUCUCGUGGUGGGCCUGGUGCUCUACAUCUCCAGCAUCAACGACGAGAUGCUCAACAGGACCAAGGACGCAGAGACCUAUUUCAACUACAAGUACGGGUGGUCGUUUGCCUUCGCAGCCAUCUCUUUCCUUUUAACAGAGAGUGCUGGGGUGAUGUCCGUGUACCUGUUCAUGAAGAGGUACACAGCCGAGGACAUGUACAGGCCUCACCCCGGCUUCUACCGCCCACGGCUGAGCAACUGCUCCGAUUACUCAGGCCAGUUCCUGCACCCGGACGCCUGGGUCCGGGGCCGCAGCCCCUCCGACAUCUCCAGUGACGCCUCCCUGCAGAUGAACAGCAACUACCCAGCCUUGCUCAAGUGCCCCGACUAUGACCAGAUGUCGUCUUCCCCCUGCUGAGCCUUGCCGCCUCCCUCCCUGGACUCUGGACAGUGGACAGCCCUUCCCGUGCUCCCCUGCUGGCCUGUGAGCCCCAGGCCCUUGGUGGACAGGCCCAGGAUGCCCCCAUGCUUUGCUGUUGUCACUUGACCCAUGUCCCCUCCAUGCUUCCCCAGCGUAGCUCUAACUGCCCCAGGGUGGGUGGGAGCCCACGGAAAAGCUGAUUGGCUGAGAGCCUGGGCGUAGCCCCACUUCUUGAGUGCCAGUCUCUGGCAGCUCUCCCCUUUCCUGGGAGAGGUGUUCCAGCUCCUGUUUGUCCCUGCACACCCAACCUCAUGGCCCCAGGCCAAGGCCAGCUCUGAGAUGCCAAAUUCCUUACACAGACCCAGCUGGACUUGUGUGCUGGUCAACUGUCCUGGCCCUCGCAUUCAUGAUCUGGGCCAACGGGCCAAAAGGUGACUCCAAUACGGAGGUCUGGCUGGUUCAGAAUCGUCCAGGCAGCGUUCCUUGUGAAAUCCUUUAUCUUUUUUUGUCACCCACAUCCCUCUGUACAAUAUGCCUGUCCAUGCUCUCCACCUCCCCCUCCACCCACAGGCUGUGACUCUUUCCCCCUGUCCUCUCACCAGAACUCAGAUGGCCCUGCCUUGGUCCCUAAGGGGCUAAGGGUAGAUCUGAAGCCACUCUGAUGAUGUCACAAAGAGGUGUUAAUGGCUGGUGGUGUCUUAAUAUGUAUGGCCCUUGGUAACAUAUUUAACAGGGGUCUUUAAUGCCUUAACCCAAAGAAGUGACUCUGACGACGAGAAUUUCAGAAUUUGGCUGGUCCGAGUUGAUAUUACCAGGCACUAUUUCAGGCCCUGGGGAUACUGUCCCUGCUCACAUGAGCAAUAUUUCUGGUCCAAGGCUCUAAAACUCUAAUCGUGUAGACAGAUGUCUAUACCACCUAAGUAGAAGGCAACUUUCAAAGAGGCUGCCUGGGAUUUGGAGCUGGAUUUGCCGACACCUGGUGCAUUUUGAGUCUAAACAAGCCAGAUUUGGAAUGAUCCAGCUGCUCUCCUGAGGAUGCCCAUGAACAUUUGGGGGGUGCCAAUUUAAUUCUAAUAUAGGGCAGCAUCUGCUCCUAGGUAUGGGACAUAUGUAGGCAAAUAGAGGCCUCCAGAAGAUGAGGCAGCAUGAGGCCCAUUUUCCCUGGAGGAGCCCUGAGCUGGGAGGUGUGAAGCACCUUCCGUGAAGUGAAGAGGGGACGGUGGAAAGGUCACUGAGGGACGUGACCCCUUCAGUUCUCCAGGCGUCUUCUCAGCUUCUGCAUUUUCAGUUUUGAGAUUUUGAGUAGCAAAACAAUGCUGGGCUCUCUGCUGUGUGUUUUUGCCACACCAAUUUUUCUCUUUCUCCUGCUCUCUUUAAGAUAUCACUAGGUUAUGGGUGCAUAAAACCACAGUGAGCUCCGGACAGGAAUACUGAAAACCAUAUAUGUGGCACGUGCAGCCUUCGGAAGGGCAGUGUAUUCAUUUGCUCAGGCCGCCAUAACAACAUGCCUCAGACUGGGUGGCUUAACCAACCAACAUUUAUUUUCUCCCAGUUCUGGAGGCUGAACGUCCCAGGUCAAAGUGUGGGCAGAUUUGCUUUCUUCUGAGGCCUCUCCUUGGCUUGCAGAUGGCUAUCUUCUCGAUGUGUCCUCACAUGGUCUUUUCUCUGUGCACAUGCGUGCCCCUGGAGUCCAAAUUCUCUCUCACAAGGACACCAGUCAGGUUAGAUGAGAGCCCACUCUAACAGCCUCGUUUUAACUUAAUCACCUGUUUAAGGGCCCUGUCUCCAACUACAGUCACAGUCUGAGGUACUGGAGGUGAAGGCGUCAGCGUAUGAAUUUGGGGGGGACACAAUGCAGCCCAUAGCAGGCAGGUUGCUUCGUAGCUGGAUUAUUCCAUUUGUUUCACUGCAUAGUAGAGGGGAAAGAUAAGAGAAGCUGACUCUGGUCACAGUUCAGCCACUAUCUCAUUGUGGAUCCUUGGGCAACCCCCUUCUGCUCUGAGGGGCUUGGCCUAAAUUAUUUCCCCCACACACACCCACCCCCAACUCUAAUGAUUCAGCCUCAUGUCGAAAGCUCCAGAUUGCCCUCACAUGUGAUUUUUCAACCCUUGCCCAUAAACUGAUAGCUACUGUAAAGCCCCAACUUUCCACUCCAUUGGCACCUGCAAUGACCGUCGUACUCUCUGGUUACUGUUUACAGAAUAACCCAGAAACCACGUUCCCCCGGCACAGAGGAUUUGGUUAGUGAACUUGCAGACCAUUAGGUAGCAUUUCCAAACUGGACAAUGAUUUAGAAGUGCUCUACUCCAGUUCUUGUCAAUGUAAUUAGCUCCUCAGAUGCCCUUUGCUCUCCCUAAAGCACUUUCUCUGUCACUGUGCCAGGCUUGUUUUUGUGCACAUGGAAAAAAUAGAAUCCACUCCUGAACACAAGCUGAUUGUUGACUGUGACAUCAUUAGGGCCUUUAGUGCCCUGGAUGCUGAGCUGCUAAAUCAAGUAGCUGGUACAUACAAUUUACACUUAUCUUUGGGACAGGUUCUGGGUCAUUGUCUUCCCUCGUGGGGGAGGGGUGAAUGUGUCAAUAAUUGUGCAACCAUUACAGUUUUCUUUCUAUCUAUAAAUUACUCUCAGAACUGGGGCCUAUUUGCAGCCUCUCCACAAUCAAGAGAUUUUUAUCAGAUAUUAAAGUGUACAAACUUAACUCAGAAAUCAUAA